Molecule: messenger RNA, 2644 nt
Organism: Micropterus salmoides (largemouth bass)
Lineage: Eukaryota; Metazoa; Chordata; Actinopteri; Centrarchiformes; Centrarchidae
Gene: gcgrb
Product: glucagon receptor b
Biological process (GO): adenylate cyclase-activating G protein-coupled receptor signaling pathway; cell surface receptor signaling pathway
Cellular component (GO): plasma membrane
Molecular function (GO): glucagon receptor activity; peptide hormone binding
Source: RefSeq, a predicted model, not a curated record
UGCCGCGCAGAGCACAAACGGCGACAAUUCAGCCUCUUUCAGUCCGACGCUCUUGAGUGCACUGCAACAGGAGCGAGAUUUAAUUUGGAAAAGUGAUUUAUGGAAAUCUGCAGAGAAAAAAAACGAAACAAAAAUCCAAAGUGACACUGGACAGAAUUAUAGGCUAACUGGACAAGGGCAAACUUGAGAAGUCACAAGUCCAGUCUUUCAUGCUUUUUUCCUUGUGUCUUUAUUUCCUCAACCUCGGCGCCCUUGUUUUUUGUUUGUUUUUAUUUGUUUGUUUCUCUAUCUUUGGAGUGCUGGCUGUGCUCUUUGGACUAUACCUGCGGUGAUGGGCCGGGCCGGGAGAUGAGCAGUGGGCGGUGUGGUGGUGCCAGGGGCGCAAGAGGAGGUCAGGACGCUUAGGCCACAUGGUGAGGUAGGGUUUCAUGUGUCCAGCCUUCCCUGUGUUCCUGUCCCCACCGACCCCCAUGCUCCCAGCAUCAGUGGGAUGUCCCAGGUGUGUCUCCUCUUGGCCUUGCUUAUGCUCUGCAGCUGCACAAAGGUCUCCUCUACUAACUCCCUGGAGCUUGUGAAGGAGCAGUGGAGCAGCUACAAAAACCAGUGCCUGGACGUCCUCAAUGCCACGCCCCCCACCACAGGGCUGGUGUGCAACAGGACCUUUGAUCUGUAUGCCUGCUGGCCUGAUGGACUCCCAGGAACCACUGUCAAUGUCUCCUGCCCAUGGUUCUUGCCAUGGUACCAUAAAGUUCAGCAGGGUCUGGUCUACAGAGUCUGCAAUGAAGAUGGUCAAUGGGCGCAAAAGAAUACCACGGAAUGUGAGGAUGACCCUGGUGAGCAGCAGUAUGGCCGCAUCCUCAGUCAGUUACGGAUCAUGUACACAGUGGGCUACUCGCUCUCCCUCGGGGCUCUUCUACUAGCGCUGGGAAUCCUCAUCACCUUCAGGAAGCUCCACUGUAUGAGGAACAACAUCCACAUGAACCUGUUUGCCUCCUUCAUCCUGAGAGCCGUGUCCAUACUGGUUAAAGACGCCCUGCUGACCCUCACACUGGACCCUGGAAGCAGCAGUGACAGCCGGAAACAAGCCUGGGUCAACAUACCGGCUGUGACAUGGUGCCGUGGUGCCAUGGUGAUGAUGCAGUACAGUGUGAUGGCCAACAACUAUUGGCUGUUGGUGGAGGGCAUCUACCUGCACAGCCUGCUAGUCAUCACCGUGUUCAGCGAGAGGAAGUACUUUUACAUUUACCUGGCCAUUGGCUGGGGUGCGCCACUCAUAUUCGUUCUGCCGUGGAUCACAGUGAAGUAUCUGUAUGAGAAUGAGGAGUGCUGGGAGAGGAAUAUUAACAUGGGAUAUUGGUGGAUCAUCCGUUCUCCUAUACUAUUUGCAUAUCUGAUUAACUUCUUCAUAUUCAUCCGAAUUAUCAAAAUCCUGAUGUCUAAACUUAGAGCGCAUCAGAUGAGAUACACCGACUACAAGUUCAGAUUAGCAAAGUCCACUCUGACUCUCAUCCCCCUGCUUGGGAUUCACGCCAUCCUCUUUACAUUCGUCAUUGACGAGUCCGUCCCAAAGUCCAUGCUGCGCCUCAUUCGCCUCUUCUGUGACCUACUGUUCAACUCUUUCCAGGGCCUGCUGGUGGCCAUCCUGUACUGCUUUGUCAACAAAGAGGUACAGUCGGAGAUGCUAAAAAAAUGGAAGCGGUGGAAGCUGGGUAAGGACAUUGAUGAGGAGUACCGCCACACCCACAGCCACACGCCGCACAUCAAGAGCGGCAGUGUCGCCACUGGCAAUCUGCCCUUUCUCCAUGACAACACCGCCAGUGACCACAGUGGUGACUCACCUCACUUUAACAAAGCUGACAGAGGCCCCUCCCGCUCGGCCGCAUCCGAGGAGAACCGCCGACUAGUCGUCUCCUACAGCAACGGGAUGGGGAAAGGCAGGUCCUCCAAGAGCAGACACACCCUGCAGUUCUCUUUCCUGCCACACAGAGGCACCGCAAGUCACGGCAGCUCUGCCACAGAGGACGUGUGUCUGGAGGAGACGGCGCAGUGCCACACAUACCCUCUGGAAAUAGGAGAGACUAGUGUCUGAGGACAACCUGCUCUGAGCCCUCGUCACGAAAACUUUCACUGACUGUGCUUAUCAUUGUUUCAGAUCAGUGUUUGUCAUGUGCCAACAAGACAACCUGAGUGGGAAGAGAAUGAGGGAGUAUAGCAUUACAGAAAAUACGGUUUAAACCUGCCCAGCUGCAAAUGAAUAUUUAUUGGUUUUGGGACCUUGAGCCUAAAAGCCUGUAUUAACUUCAGACAUCAGGAAUGAUUAAAAACAUUUAAAUGAAACGCUAGUGAUGUUUUGUGUGUGUGUGUGUGUGUGUGUUUGUGUGUGCAUUUCCACUGCGACACAACCCCUCUCACAUUUUUCCAUCUGUACUGCUGUUGCCGUCGUGAGUCAUGUUUGUAGUCUGUUAGUCUGUUUGCAGUAGUGGAUGCUCAUUUGUGGUACUCUCCUACAAAAACCUCUGUGACAAUGCUUGUUUGUUUUUUUUGCUGUUUCUCUACUGGUUAAAUUAAACUAAAUGUGGACUUCAACAUGCAUGAUUCUUGACGUCUUGUUCAUGGAACAAUAAAGGCAGAACUGAGAAAUUCA